This is a messenger RNA of Lobosporangium transversale, 637 nucleotides long. RefSeq lists its product as hypothetical. The record is from RefSeq and is a predicted model, not a curated record. The coding region runs from base 155 to 370 and encodes 71 amino acids. The transcript has a single exon. Lineage: Eukaryota; Fungi; Mortierellomycota; Mortierellomycetes; Mortierellales; Mortierellaceae.
GUCAAGUUUGUAUCCACUAUUUUUCAGCCCUCAUCUUUUUUUAUCCACAACUGAUAGAAAGAAAUAUGUAUAUAAAAAAAAGGAUCGGUGGAGGCUAUGUUGAAACAAUUGAGGUACCAAGAAUGUCUACAGGGGCCUUUAUCUUUUUGUUCGAAUGCAUUGUCAGAAGCGGGCAAUAAAUUGUUUGUGUGUUACAUGCAUAUCCUCUCACAUUUGCAUUAACUUCGUCAGCAAAACACUCCCUAGGACCCAUUCAUUUUCUUGUCAUAUCUCUCCUCUUUUCUUUUUCUUGUGGGUCCUUGCUGAUUCUCACAAUCCCUUAUUUCUUUUUUUAAAAAAAGUGAAGAUGUUAAGACCUAGACGAGCAUAGCUCGCAACCCCAAAGAAGAGAGACGAGAGGGUGAGAGAGCUCGGGUUUUUAAGAAAAAGAACUAUUACUGUAAUGUGUUCUUUCAUUUGAACCACAUGCGUCCAGUUGACUGUCGAUCAAGUGGUACCUUUUUUGUUUUUAUGGAUCUGUGCUCAGUCCUCACAACCGUUCCAUCCUCUCUUUGACUCGUCUGAAAAAGCUCCCCGGAUACAUAUUUGUUGCAUGCAUUGUUAUAAAAAAAGAUAAUUAGCGAUUAGUUAUCCAUUA